AUGUUGGGCUUCUUGCACUUGAAUACCAGUAAUGACAUCUUGCACAGUUGCGCGGCACACGACUACACCGAUUUUAAAAACACCAUUUUCUACAACCUCACCGACUCGUACAUCGCCCAGUUCAACCACACCACCACCUUGCUCACCUCCAUCAUCAUGUUCGUCCUCGCAGCGCUCUUCUUCAACCUCAACCUCUUCAGCAGGCUCUCCGACGUCAGCGCCAUCCUCGACCCCAGGGUCCGCCUCUUCAUCACCUCCGCGCUCUCCCUCUUCCUCCCCGUCAUGUCCUACCUCUUCUCCGAGGCCAGGAACGCCACCGGAGGUGCCCGCUCCAAGUUCACCGACGAGCUGCCCCUGCGAGCCCGGCUCAUCCUCAUCUGGAUGCUCCUUGUGGAGCUCCUCCGCAAGAAGGCCGAGGAGAUCCACAUGCAGGGUUACUCCGGCACCAUGGACCGUGUGGGGCGUGUCCUUUUGCUGGGGAGCUUCGUCUUCUUCCACCUGCAUGAUGCUGGCAAGCGGUCCAUGGUGGGCAUCCUCUGGCUUCUCUGUGCCACGAGGCUGGUACAGAGGAUCGUCUUCACCGAGGUCGGGAAACGCUCCCUUGCCUACGGUGUUGGCAAGAACGCUCGGCUCAUCACCUCCUACAUGGCUCAAGUGCUAGAAGAAGAUGAGAUGGAGCACCGCCACCACAGUUUGGACGGAGACGAGCUACUCAAGGGAUGCAAGUACGCAGUGAUGGAAGAAGAGAAUCUGGUCGUUGAGGCCAGCCCGGGUGGCUACAGGCUAACCGGCGACGCCGCACCAGCCACCGUGGGCAAGAUCUGGGGGCUCCCUGAGAUCUGUUCCCUGGACCGAGAUAAACGUCUCAGGCAGCUCUGCCUCUCCUUUGCACUCUUCAAGCUGCUGCGCCGGAGAUUUGAGCGCCUGCCGGCAACGACCGCCGCGGAGGCCCGCAGCUACCGAGAAGUCAUCUUCAAAGCCAUGCGCAGCGACAUAGAAAAAGAGACAUCAGAUUCAGGGGCAAGCACGAGCACGAGCACGAGCACGGCGGAGGCCUUGUUCCGGCUGACCAAGGACGAGCUCAGCUUCCUCUCCGAGUAUUACCACCCCAUCAUCCCCGUCGUCCUCGCAAGUCCCUUCUUCUUGCUCGCCAACUACUUGUUGCUCCCGCUCCUCGUGUUUGUCCUAUGCCUCGUCCUCAUCGUCCUCUGCACCAACGGUGACGUCGGCUACGCCGUGGACAGCAUCAAAGGCGACAACUACUUUACUUUCUUCAGCAUAACCACUAUGAUGACGGGGUGCCUACCUAAAAUCUUUACUUCCCGCUUAGUUUUCUUCUCCUUCUUCGACUUCUCCAUCACCUCACUCCUAUUCCUCAUGGUUGUCUACGAGGAAGUUUGGGAGUUCCUCGUCCUCGUGCUCUCAGACUGGUUCAUGGUUUCACUCUUGUGCAAGUACGCUGUGAAACCCGACGGGCGCCUUGGCCGCGUCUUCCUCUGGGCCAUCCGCGGCAUCAUGGGGAUGCGAAGCAUCAUGCAUCGCCCACACAUUAGCUUCAACCAGCUCUGUGUGGUGAGGUUUUGCUGGCUAGCAAUUCCCUUCUCCUUCUCCCUCCCUGUGACGCUGCCCAUCAUACCAUUGCCAAGCAUGCAUGUGCCGGACCAGGUGAAGCUUUCCAUCAUGGAGUACCUCUCCAACAAGUUACAUGAUCUUCAUGGCAACCCCACCUCACUUACACUCAGCAGAGGCAGGCUCGCGCUUGCAGACGACGCGGAUCUCUUGCCUUUCUGCGACAGUGACAGCGUCGCCGAGGUUAUUCUUACUUGGCACAUCGCCACCAGCCUCUUCGAGGUGAGGCAUUCCACAACCUCUGAUGAUCAUGCUCAGGCUCAGAGCAUGUCCAAGUACUGCGCUUACCUGGUGGCCAUCCACCCGGAGCUGCUCCCCGAAUACCAGGAGAGCACGGAGCUGGUGUUCAAGGACACGAUGCUCGAGCUGAGUGGCGUUCUCGGGUUCUGGCGCUGCUACUUCUUGACGUGUGUCAACACCCGGUACAGCAAGAUCAUGGGUGCCGCAAAGAAGCCGAGCAGCAGCCCAAGGGAUGUGGUGAAAAGAGGCGCGGAGUUAGCGCACAAGCUGGUGGAUAAAGCCGAGAAUGCCCAGGAUUCUGGGGACGAAGCGGUGUGGAAGCUGCUGGCAAAUCUUUGGGUGGAGCUCGUCGUCUACGUCGCGCCAUCCAAUGACGAUGGUUGUAUAAUGGGGCACGAGAAACUGCUAGUCAAGGGCGGCGAGUUCAUCACCAUGCUCUGGGCGCUCGCCUCGCACGCCGGCAUAAGCCGUCCAGCCGAUACACCAGCUGGGGCGGCCGUCGCAAUCGAACGUGUGACUGAUGCUAUUGUAUAG
This is a messenger RNA of Triticum turgidum subsp. durum (durum wheat), 2403 nucleotides long. The record is from the annotation of a GenBank genome assembly. NCBI's taxonomy places the organism in Eukaryota, Viridiplantae, Streptophyta, Magnoliopsida, Poales, Poaceae.